AUACAUUGUUGUGUAGGUAUGCCAUUGUUUCUCAUCAGUUUAAUGAGGUAAUGCGAUUUAUUCUUCAGCAAGAAUAAUGGCGAACAUUCAGCUUGUGCCACUCUCUGACAGCGACACUGAGCGGUUGAAAAAGGUUUACCCAACCCCAUUCGUUAAAUUAGGACAAAGGUUCGUGAGAACUGUGCCUGGAAACUGCAUUUUGCCUAAGGCCUAUGAAAAAUUCAAGAAUCGAUUUAGCAACUGGGACGUCCGCUCAGAAGAUGUUUAUGUUUUUACCUUUCCUAAAAAUGGCACAACCUGGGUACAAGAGCUCGUCUGGUGCCUGCAGAACAACUGUGACAUAGACAAGGCAAAAGCCAUUGCAGCCAUGGAAAGAGUCCCUUUUUUGGAAAGACCAGUUAUUGUUGACUUUUUAGAUGAGGCUCGUUCCCGCUUUGAAGGUUUCCACGAAAUGGUAGCGACCAUGGAUUCACCGAGAGUCUUGAAAUCUCACCUUCCGUUUUGCCAUUUUCCCGACGACUUACUCGACAAAAGCAGGGUAGUGAUAUGUUUGAGAAAUCCAAAAGACACAGUAGUCUCAUUUUUCCACCAUGAAAAGUUACUUCACGUGCAUGACUACAACGGUGAUUUCGCAACCUACUUCGAACUCUUCAUGGAUAACUUGGUGGUUUUCACGCCAUAUUUUGAAUACACCAUUGAAGCUUGGAAGCGACGAGAUCACCCAAAUGUUUGCCUUUUGUUUUAUGAAGAACUAAAAGCUGAUUUGGCAGGCAAUAUCAGAAAGGUGGCAAAAUUUCUGGGGAAGGAAAUCACAGAAGAGCAAGUUGGGAUUUUGGUUGAUCACUUAAGCUUUAAGAAAAUGAAACAAAAUAAGUCUGUGAAUUUAGAAGGACUCCAAGAUGGAAAGAUCUUGAAGAAAGAAGGGAGCUUUAUUCGAAAAGGUGAGGUAGGAGAUUGGAAGAACUACUUCACUGAAGAGAUGAACAAGCGAAUGGAUGAAGCAAUUGAAAAGUAUCUGAAGCCUGUUGGACUUGCAUUUCGCUAUGAGUAACUUCAUUAGUAUUUAGAAGUCUUUAGCAUAUUAAAAUUUUUCGGGAACCCCGCAGAACUAGCGCAGUCUUACCAGGCCCGUCGGAACCGGGGUUCUGCGCUAGGCUGGAGGGGGCUGGAGCCCCCCCCCCCAAUAAUUGUCAA
This is a messenger RNA of Rhopilema esculentum, 1194 nucleotides long. Its product is annotated as sulfotransferase 1E1-like. NCBI's taxonomy places the organism in Eukaryota, Metazoa, Cnidaria, Scyphozoa, Rhizostomeae, Rhizostomatidae. Gene Ontology annotation, molecular function: sulfotransferase activity. The record is from RefSeq and is a predicted model, not a curated record.